Molecule: messenger RNA, 1491 nt
Organism: Sebastes umbrosus (honeycomb rockfish)
Lineage: Eukaryota; Metazoa; Chordata; Actinopteri; Perciformes; Sebastidae
Gene: fancl
Product: FA complementation group L
Exons: 14
Coding region: 131-1246 (371 amino acids)
Biological process (GO): interstrand cross-link repair; protein monoubiquitination
Cellular component (GO): nucleus; Fanconi anaemia nuclear complex
Molecular function (GO): ubiquitin protein ligase activity
Source: RefSeq, a predicted model, not a curated record
UUUUCCAUGGCGGGCUUAGGAGUCUUCAGCCUCCACGUGUUCACUCUGUGUGUUCGUCUCUAAAACCGCUAAAAACAAGUGAUUUCUUGCGAUUUAACAGCCUAACUUGAAAUAUCUUAGACUAGCAGCAAUGGAGAGUUCAUUGGUAAAAGAUAACCCUCUGCUUUUACCUCUCAACAAGGAGAAAACUAUCUAUGACGGAUUCAUCACAGUACAGGAAAGAGACUUCAGAUUGAGAAUUCUACUACCACCAGAUCGCCAGUUUAAAAGGGCCAGGCUGCACUGCUGUUGGCAGUUAAAACACCUGUUGCAUGGUUAUGAGCACAUAGUGAAGCAGAGGCUGCAGCAGUCGACUGAUCUUGUCAGUUUCAUUCUGGAGCUGAAGACUGUCUUGGAAGUUUGUCUGAAGAACCGGCCUGAGUGCCGCUCCAUCCCGCCUCCACAGUAUUACUCUCAGCUCAUCUCUGAGAUGGAGACCCUUGGGUGGGGCAAGCUGCUCUUCAUCGACACCGAGUUCCGAACGUUGAGACUGAAGGCGGAGGGCUCCUCUGGAAGGCAGCACGUUCUCACUAUUAAACUCAAGUCUAAGCACCCUGCAGAGGCUCCUGAAUGCUCAGCUGACCUGCCAGUCCCUCUGGCCAUAACCUGGACACCACAGACUACUCUGGACCAGCUCCACAGCCAGUUCCUGCUGGUUCUGGAGUCCCUGACUGAGUUCUGGGAUGUCUUGGACGAGAUCGACAGUAAGACCUGGAUUCUGGAGCCGGAAAAACCCAGCCGGUCCGACACCAUGAGACGGAUCGCCAUCGGAAACAACGUAUCCAUCAAAGUGGAGGUGGAUCCCAGACACCCUAAGAUGCUGCCAGAGUGCUGCCUGCUGGGAGCCGAGCAUGUGGUGACUCCGCUGAGGAAUAAGCUGAACGCCAACAUGCACUUGUGGAACCCGGACUCCAGCGUCUUGCACAACCUCCGGGAUGUUUUGGAGAUCGAAUUCCCGUCACCUGCCACCCACGAAAAAUCUAGCUUCAGCGUUGAGUGUGGGAUCUGUUACUCCUAUCGUCUUGAAGCCGCGAUCCCUGAUCAAGUGUGUAAUGACCCUCGCUGUGGCCAGCCCUUCCACCAGGCCUGUCUGUAUGAGUGGCUGCGAGCGCUCCCCUCCAGCAGGCAGAGCUUCAACAUUGUUUUCGGAGAGUGUCCUUACUGCAGCAAGCCCAUUACUGUGAAAAUGGCAGUCCAGAAAUCCUGAGAAGUGGCUCCGUGUUCCCGUCGGCGCCAUCUCGACUUUGGGAAACAGCUUGGAAAGGCCGUGCUGAAACUAGUAGAAAUGUUUUCUUGCUCAAGAGGGUUUACAUGCUACGGCGGAGUAGAAGGGCCACAUUGAGAAAUAAGAAAUCUGAGAUUAUGAGAAUAAAGUCGUAAUUUAAUGAGAAUAAAGUCAUACUAUUUCAAGAAAAAAAGUCAUAUUACGAGAAUAAAGUCAUAACUUUACGG